Molecule: messenger RNA, 3407 nt
Organism: Corticium candelabrum
Lineage: Eukaryota; Metazoa; Porifera; Homoscleromorpha; Homosclerophorida; Plakinidae
Exons: 2
Coding region: 67-1812 (581 amino acids)
Biological process (GO): proton transmembrane transport
Cellular component (GO): membrane
Molecular function (GO): proton channel activity
Source: RefSeq, a predicted model, not a curated record
UUAUAAUUGUUUUUAGUUGUUACCCAGACUGUCUAUAGCUAUAGCCUAUGUGACGGUUAGUCUGGCAUGGCAAGCUUUGUAGGGAACUGUCUUGGCUACUUGUGGGUAUCUCUCCUGUUUGGUUUGUCUGUAUCAGUAAUCGGAUGCUUCUACAUUCCACUUUUCAAUUCUGAGGAAACAGUGAAAGGCAAGGAGCCAAGAGAGUUGGAUGAACGAACAUUAUAUAUCCUAAGCACCAUACUCAUUCUACCAAGUACGGUGUUAGUCAUCAUUGUUUGCUGGAUGAUUUCAAAAGCUGAAGCUCAACAUGACGUCACAAGACGUAGUUUUGCAUCCUACAUCUUGAUAGGAGUUGUUAUCUUUGCACUUGGAACGGCUGCAAACGUUUUUAUCCAGGUUAUGGCUGAUGUGCAGCUGCACAUGAAAUCUGCAGAAAUUCUCACUAUAAAUUGUACUAACAGUGACAGCUGGGGAGAGAGCAUGGAAGAAUGCAACUGCAUUUCUUAUUGGCAAAUCAUCCACCAUGUGACCAAGUUGCUCUUUGUAAUAUCUGAAACUGUCUUCUUAAGCCUUUGUGUUACUAAACACCUUGUACCAAAAUGGUGGUUGCAACUGAUGAUGGCUAAUCUUCUUGUAAUUGAUAUAUAUUUGGCCAUUUGGACUUGGGUUUACAAGUUUACAUCUGAACAUUCUCAUAAUGAAGGUGAACCUCAUCUUUACCCUGACUUUCCAGGUGUUCCUGAAUCUCUUCAAUAUGUCUGCAAAAACUUAUCUCUAAUGUUACCUCUGUACAAGAUUCGUUCUAAGUCUAUUCCAUGGUUAUAUCCAUUGCAAUCUGAGUUCUUCCUGUGUGCUGCUGGAUUAUUGUUGAACUUUUGGUUUCACGUCCAACACCCACAAAAACCACAAGGACAAACUGGAGAGAUGGACUUGCUGAGCACUUCUGUUAACACAGAUGUUACUAUCGGUCAAUCUCGCAGACAGGCUCGUGUACGGGGUAAGGGUCUAUGCAAUGGAACCAUCAUCAGUUCAUUACUGGGAGCAUGCACUGGUUUGUUCUUCUUUGUGAUGGUUCUUAUCUUAGGAAUUAUAGAUCUACAAGACUGCAACAAUGAGAACAAACACACUGGUAGUGCAGAUCACAAUGAUACCUACAGUAUUUCCACAAAGGUGGCAAUGGAGUGGCACAGUUAUCAAUGGAUAGGAUUUCGAAUCAUCACCAUCACUAUUACUACGGUUGUUUUACUGGAUCUGUUCUGUUUUCAUAAAAGAAGACAGGAUGUUCAUUCUACAGUAGAUAUGUGGGUGCUUGGAGUGUUCCUUCCAGCUGUAAUAGUCUUUCAGCUAUCACAACUAAUCGCUGCAGCUUAUCUGCAACCGUCAGAUUGCAGUCCUCGCAUUCAUGGUCAAUUGGUGAUAACAACAAGUGUUAUGGCAGUCUUGGAUGGCCUCCUUCAAACUGGUUUGGUAUUUUGUGGGCCACAUUUCUCUUGUGAUCUCAAAUCACGUAGCCAUCAAAGCGAAGAUGUUGAAAGGACUCCUCUCGUUCAACAUGAAGGUCAUUGCUGUCUUGCCAAGCAUCUUCUCACCUUUCUGGCCUUCUGUGAUUUGUCUGUGUGGUUGGUUCGAUCAUUGGAAGCUAUCAACAAACAGCUUCGAAGUCGAUCUGCUUCUUCUCAGUAUUUUGGGCCAAACAUAUGGCCAAACAUUGCCAGUUUUAUUUACCCAAUUCUUGCCUUGUUUUAUUUUCACUGUUUUGCAUGCUUGCUUGAACUUCAUCUUCUUCUUAAACCCAAACCAAAGAGGUCAUGAUUAUUGUUUUAGAAGCUGUCUUAAUAAUCAUGUCCGACAUUGCUCUUCUGCUUUCUACUUGUACAUACCAACCAGAAAGUGGCAACACCUAGUUUAGAAAAAUGUAGGACUUUUGCUGGUGAACGCGCUAUGGAACAAUGCUUCAGUGUUUUAAGUAUAUAACAUGUAGCAGCUAGUGUAGUGCUGUGGCGGGGGUUAAGGGUGGCUAUAUAUAAAUAUUGUACUUGAUACAGUCACCAUGAUACUCUCUCUACGUAAGCAUCUUCACCUAGUAAAAUAACUACAACCUGACUGAUGGACUGAUUUACUUUGUCGUUUGUAUGCAUACUAGCUAUCUGUACAUGUGAUUUAUGCAACAACCACUGCAGCAGGAGACAAAGAGGCAAAACGUGCAUUUUUGACAAGAAAUCAAACAAGUAUCUAAAAGUCACUAGUCUGUACCACAUGCACAUGAACACACAAACACAUCCAAGCAUGCACAUACUGUGGAAGUACGGAACUCGGACCUAGUCCGGGAACCCGAGUAAGAGAGGGUGAGCGGGAAUAGUAGUUUUAUCUGAUAUAUAGAAUAUAUCACAUUGGCGACGAGGAUCAACAAUGGAAGAGGAGCAAGAUCACGCAACGGAACCAGAUCCAACGGUAUUACACACAUCAAGUCAGCACCGUAUCACCCCGCUUCAAACGGGCUUGCUGAACGGAUGGUACAAAUGUUGAAACAAGGUUUGGAAAAGAUGGAAGUAGGAACGUUUCAGGAAAAAUUACAACGAGUGCUAAUGGCCUACCGGAACACGCCUCACACGACAACGGGAAUAACACCAGCCGAGCUACUCCUUGGGCGAAAACCGCAGACCUCAGUAGAUUUGGCGAAACCAAACAUUGCAGAGAGAGUACGUCGAAAGCAAAGUGAGCAGAAACAACAUCACGACAACAAGGCUCGGAACCGGUCAUUUAGCACACAACAAGAUGCAUAUGUCCGCAAUUUCGGAACUAGUUCCCAAUGGAUUCGAGCACAGAUUCGAGAACAGCACGGUCCUUUAUCGUUUACUUGCCGGCUGCAGGAUGGACGUAUCGUGAAACGGCAUCAGGACCACAUUAAAGCCAGAUACAAACGUGAGGAAAAUGUGGCGGACACCAAUUGCACACCGGAGGACAAACGACCAGUUAUAUACGAAGGAGAUGUUGGCGAGCCCGCGGCACACGCGCAAGAGAAACAAAAAGAGACCCAUCAACAAACGGGGAGAGACAAGAAGAGACCCAUCAACAAACAGAAGAGCGGAGGGGAGAUUCUCAAGGAAAGGAGGGCGAACAAGUUUCGGCACAGACGCCGGUACAAACAGACAACCAGACAGAGAAGGGGGAAAUCCCUCCAAAGGGGAACAACGAAUCUCGGCUCAGACCAGCGGAUACUAUUAGAACGGAAGAGAGGGAACCCCAAAUGACGGAACUCUGGAGGUUGCAACGAGUGAGGAAGGCACCGAAGAGACUAGACAUAUAAGUAGCUAACGAGAUGACUUUAGUGUUGUUGUUUUUAGAGAUAGCUGCAGAGAGUACACUUUUGAGCAGUUAACAAUAUGACUAAUUUUUUGUUUUGUCUU